AAUGCUUCACGAUCGCUCUCUUCAAUAGCUCUCCGCUCUCCGUCUGAUUCGCGCUUUGCGCGAGUGUAAGCAUCCACGUGUGUGUAUAUAUGUGUGUGUAUGUGUGUAUGUGUGUGCGAGUGAUCGUGAGUGCUGUGAGUUGAGACGCAUGAACAAAAAGUUUGUGCUUGAUAGUCGGGGAAUCGAACUCAAAAGAGCGACAACGCGCGGACUGCGGUUUUGAAUGUUUGUUUUGUUUUUUCGACAAUUUUGUCGUGAUCAAUUUUGCGCGGGCACCGCUCGGUUCGUUCGAAAAUCCUGACAGCUUACAUCUCUAAUAAUCUAUAAUGUUCGGCUACGCGACGUGACAAUUAAUGCUACUAACGGGGCAGCGGGCACGGCACCGUCGAAAUUCAAUUAACAAAAUAAGCAAAGCACCCAAAAUAUCAACAUAAUAGAAACAUAAUUAGCUAUUAGCCCCGUACCGAGCGCGACAACACCGCCAAGACCGCUCGACCAAGCCACGUUUGCUGCAAACAAAAUUCGGCCACAAAUUCGCACAUUGUUGCACGUGCUUCGCUGGUGGUUGAUUGACGACUGACAACUCUAGGCCCAGCGACAGCCCGCCAUGUUGACGGAGUCGGCAAUGGCAGCAGCCGAAGUCCAUCAGCUGCUCCGCAAGGCCGACGUGGAGGCUACAUCUCUGCCAAAGAUGGACGCUACUUCCAGGCUAUGCCCCGAACACACAGAGGUCCCUGCGAUGCGAUUGGGCCGCGCAGGCGCCGAUCUCGAUGUGGAUGUCGACGACAGUGUCCUGCGGUAUUCACUCAAAGGCAAUCCGCCGGAACUCUACUCACCCAAAAAGGAAUUCAUCUACACGCACGCGCUGGUCGAGAAACAGCUUGUGCUGAAGAAGACCUGCGAAUGGUGGUUCUACAAGCAUAAAAAUAUCCGCAACAUGUCUACACACUGGCGCCAGCACACUCUCAUAUGGUUCAGCGUGGUAGCGCUGAGCCUGUUCGGCGUGUUAAUCUUCUUCUUUUGCGGCACGCAGAGCGAUAGCAGUCCCGCACGCUUAUACGAGGUAGACGAGCACUUUCUAAACGAUACGAUUAUUAUCAACAAGAGCGAUGAACGCGAUAUUGAAAACGGCGACAAAUUCGACAACAUACAGUACAUGGACGACGACAAUCUGAGCGGCUUUGUGACGCCCCAAAAGAUACACAACAUUAGUCUCAAUGCCGAGGACAUGCUAUACGAAUCGAAGCGACAGAGCAGCAGCGGCGGCAACAGCAGCCUGAGGGACACGACUUCUGCGUUCAGCAUGACGGGCACGUUCCGCAGCGAGUCCAGCCAGAUUUGGGAUCCGCAUCCGGAAUACUUGUUGCACGUAUUUGGUAAGGUGCUACAUCUCAUGCUGCAUCAGGACACCUCAUUCAUACCAUCGAACACAUUUCGAGUGAUACGCAUACUCAACAAUCGCACCGAGGAAUCGAAUCAUGACCAGGAGGAGGAGAGCGGACACUUUCUGGGCUGCUAUUAUAAAGGCUACAUUGACGGCGAUAAUCAAUCUGCAGUUGCCGUCUCUCUCUGCGGUGGCAUGACCGGUUAUAUAAAAACCAGUUUCGGCACAAUGCUCAUUCAGCCGGUCAACCAGACGGACGGCGACCAGAUUUUGCAUCGGGUCUGGCGGAAUUCGCAGCGCAGUCCUAGACACGCUGUCUCCGAUUUUGAUCUAGAGCUCGAGGCGCUCGACAUGGCGGCUAGUAUGCGACCACGUCUCACGCGACAGAAGCGCCACUUUCCGAAUCUGGACAAUCAAGUCUACACGCUUGAGGUGCUCAUUGCCGUUGACAACACCAUGGUCGAGUUCCACGGCGGAGACCUUAAGUCCUAUAUUCUCACGCUAUUCUCGAUCGUAUCGAAUAUCUUUGCGGAUGCCAGCAUUGGUUACUCCAUAAAGCUGUCACUGCUCAAUCUGCUGGAGUUCUCCUCGGAGGCGCGCAACGGGCCUGAUCGUGCCAGCUCCACCAACGAGAAACUCAAUAGCUUCUGUUCAGAUCUAACCAGAAGGGGCUAUCACUACGACACCAGCAUACUUAUCACGCGCGAUAAGAUUUGCAGCAAUGAGCGUGACGAGCGCUGCAGGACCCUGGGCCUGGCCGAGCUGGGCACUCUGUGUAAGGCUCGCUCCUGCUCCAUUGUUCAGGAUAACGGCCUGGCUGCCGCCUUUACGAUUGCCCACGAACUGGGCCACAUCUUUAAUAUGCCACACGAUGAUGACGACCGUUGCAAGCCAUACAAUAUGAAGUCGGGCACACUGCACAUCAUGUCCAGCGUCAUGGGCGAUAACAUGUAUCCGUGGUCAUGGUCCAAGUGCUCGCAGCACUAUGUCUCCGAAUUUCUCGAAAAAAUGGACAAGUCCUGCCUGGAGAACACGCCAUCCAAGUCCAUGAAAGAAGAGAGCACGAAGCAGCCUGGUGAGAUUUAUUCGCUGGACCAUCAGUGUCGUCUGAUACAUGGCAACCAGAGUACCCAUUGCUUCUCGGAGGUGGAGUGCAAGAAGCUUUUCUGCAACGCCAAUACGCAUCCCAAUGGACUCUGCCGUUCCAGCAACUUGCCCUGGGCAGAUGGCACGCCCUGUAACAGCAAUAGCAACAACAGGUUUUGGUGUCAGAAAGGUAAGUGUGUGCCACGUUCGGGCAGUGCUCUACACAUGGUGCACGGCGGUUGGGGUCCUUGGGACGCCUUUACGCCCUGUAGCUUGACGUGCGGCGGCGGUGUACAGCACUCACGCCGUGAGUGCAACAAUCCACAGCCCGAAAACGGUGGCAAGUAUUGUGUGGGCAGCCGCAAGAAGUAUCGCUCCUGCAACACGCACAGCUGUCCCCCAGGCACCGUCGAGCCUCGCGAGCAGCAGUGCUACGAUAUGUACGGCAAAAAGAAGAUACCGGGCGUCAGUCCAUCCUCCAAAUGGAUACCGAAAUAUGGACUGAACACCCACGAGUUGGACAAGUGCAAAUUGUAUUGUCGCAUAGAAGAUAACACCGCCUACUUUCUGCUGAAGGAUGUAGUCACAGAUGGCACCAACUGCAACGUGGACAGCUUUGACAAGUGCGUCAAUGGCAUCUGCCGGCCGGCUGGCUGCGACAAUGAACUCAACUCCAUUGCCAAGCUAGACAAAUGCGGCGUCUGCGAGGGACGCAACGAUACGUGCGAGGAAUACACCGGAAACGUGAAAGUCUCAGAUUUGCUGAAGCAAAAGAAGCUCUCACAGAGCCUCUUCUACGUCGCCACAAUACCAAAAGGUGCCUCGAAUAUUGUUAUCACGCAACCCGGUUAUCCCGAUCAGAACUACAUUGUUCUAAGCAACGACAACCAUGAUAACCUGCUGAAUAACGACAAAGUAGUAACGCCUUAUCCCAAGAAGACUACCUAUGCAGGCGUUACACUCGACUACAAUGGUUCCAACAGCACGGUGGAGCGCGUUAACUCCACCUACUCAUGGAAGCUGACGCGAGAUCUGAUAGUUAAGGUCAUUUCGAUUGAUCUGAGUGCUGCCAAGGAUCAGAAUACGGUACUUAUUUCGUACACCUACACUUUGGACAAGCCGUUCAUUGCGGAAGCUGAGGUGGAGAUCUAUCGCUGGCAAAUGCCCGCUUGGAGCAGUUGCGACUCUCUCUGCCAAGGCACAAUGCAUCGCCAGGCCACCUGCAUAAGCACCACGCAAGGUCUAAAGGUAGCUUCCCAGUUCUGCGAGGAGUCGGCUAAGCCAAAGGCGGAGUCACGCAGCUGCAACACGGAUUGCAUCCUAACAUUGAACACGACGAGCAUAUCGGAGUGCUCCGCGGCCUGUGGAGAGCUGGGCGUGCGCGAGAAGAACUUCAACUGCAUACAGACAUUCCCGGAUAUUCAGCGUACGAAUAUCGUGGACAUGUCCUUCUGUCAAGCCAAGUUCGAGAUUGUGCGCCACGAGGAGUGCCGCGAGGGUUGCUGGAACUACACGGAGUGGUCAACGUGCACCCAGACCUGUGGCACGGGCACCCAAGUGCGCGAGGUGCGCUGCUAUUUGAACCAUACGCCCGUCAGCGACGAGCUGUGCAAUCCGCGAACCAAAUACGCACUGAACAACCUGCUGCGCACGUGCAACAUGGAGCCCUGUCGCUUUUAUCCAGAUCAGAUGAUAAACCAACGCUCUGUGAUCGCCUGGGUGACGGGCGAGUGGGGCGAGUGCAGCGACUGGUGCAAAAUGAAUCGCACGGUGACCUGCUCGAACAGUUAUGGCGGCUACUGUCCAAAGGAUAGGAUGCCCAAGGCGGCGCGCAACUGUUGCCACAUCAAAUACGUUAGCGAAUGGGAGAAGUGCUCUGUGGAAUGUGGCUCGGGCAUAAAGCGCAGGCUGCAGAAAUGUGCCCGCGUCUACAAGUCAGAAGUGCGUGGCACGCCCAAGCGUCGGGAAUAUGUGGCCGACUCUUUCUGCAAGUCGUUAAACGUGCGGAAGCCAUCGCUGCGCAAGUCCAGCAAGAAGUGCUACAUCAACUGCAAAUGGGAUGUGUCCGACUGGACGCGCUGCUCCAAGGACUGCACGGAGGAGUAUCAGACGAGAUAUGUGCACUGCGAGGCGUGGCCCGGCAACACGGUGGACGACAGGCAUUGCGAUGCCAAAAAGCGACCGCCCCACAGGAAAAUAUGCACCAACUGCGCCCGAAUGCGCACCAAGGUGACAAGAGCGUGCGAUUGCACGGGCUACGAGCAGCGACGCAACUACUACUAUGACUCGAAAAUGCGUAAGACCAGCAGGCUGACGAAGGUCAAGUGCACGCCGCCGCCCAGCUGCCGGAGACGAAGCAUCAGCGGCAACAACCAGUCGAAGACUGUGCAGGUGCGACGCGCACAGAGCUGCGCCGAUGUGCAGCAAAUGUAUGGCAUCUACAAGGAUGGCGAAUACACGCUGCAGGUGGGCUCACGGCAGGUGCGCAUCUACUGCCAUCAAAUGACCAGUCGGACGCCGCGAGAGUAUAUUACAGUGAAGCCGCAGGAGAACUAUUCCAUCUACUAUGAGUACAAGACGCGACUGAUCGACAGCUGUCCGCCAACGUCGAGGAGCCACGAGUAUGUGAACGAUCAGAACUCCGGACGAACGCACUUUGCCAAGCUGCGUCUGAACAUCAGCGACCUGAGGAUUAUCGAGAACGAUUUCGAGUUUUCCGAGUCGCGGGGUCAGCGCCAAGCGCUGGGAUCAGCUGGCGACUGCUACAAUCGCAACAUGAACUGCCCGCAAGGCGACUUUUCUAUCAGUGUGGAGCAUACGGGUUUUUCCCUGCGUCCGGGCACCGUGUGGAACACGUACGGCAGUCAUGCGAUCAUGCAUCGAGCCAGCGGGUUCAACACAACUUCGGCGUCACGACGUGCUUUUUGUGGUGGCUUUUGCGGGCGCUGUCACAUAUCGCCCGCGUCCGGACUCUAUGUGGACAUUCUGUGAUCAUGCGCCCACAGCAAUUGCAGAUAGAGCAUAUAGCUUGGACACCUUAUGCAAAAAACUUGCGCAGAAGAAUGCCUAGCGAGACUUCCCACGGCAACUUCACUUCUGCUUCGGUCCCUCAGCCGCACGUCUCGCAGAGCCCAAGAGCUAUAGACUUAGUGCCACAGAGCGAGAUGGCAGACCUAAGCAUCGCUUCCAGUGUGUUGCUCUCAGUGCGAUCAUUGAUAAUGUGUCAAAGAUCGGUAAGGCAUAUACGAAAUGAAUUGCUGUUAAGAGUCGGUCAAAGUUCAUUUUGUCGCGUUGUAUUCUCCUAUUUUUUAUUGUUGGUCAGGAGACCUAAGUCAUGGGGCGUUUACACAUAACAGGCCUCGAGUCUUGGGUGUUAUAACCAGCGGUAAGACCAGGGGAAGAGAGAGAGAGUGAGUGAGAGAGCGUGAGCGAGGCAAGGACUGAAGCGAAAUUGAAGUUAGUUCAUCAGAAGUGUCCCUAAAACAUUCUUGUGCAUAAAUUCUUUGUAUAAGGUGCCCAGCCUCUAUGCUCUAUGAUUGGUGCUGUAGCCCAAGUCGUUGGGCCUAAUGAAUCUUUGGUGCUUAUUUUAUGCGAAUCGAUUUUAAGGUCGCUCGACUCUAGUGCAUUUAAACAGUUUGUUUUGCCACACCUACUAUCUAAAUUGCACAAAACAUACAAAUUGAAUAGUAUUAAAACGAUUUACACGCAUGCUUAUACACUAACACACACACACACACGCACACGUACACUGGCAAUAUAUAUAGUUAGCUAGUUAAAUUACUAACGACCUUUAGGAUAUAAAAAAGAAACAAAACAACAAAAAGCAAAGUAUUUUCGAAUCUCAGUCGGGCAGUUUUCAACGCUGAGUAAUGCCCAUCUAAAUGUUAAAUUAAUCGGACCGUGAAUGGGUCUUUAAAUAUAUGAGUUGUCUCCGAUUAUGAGGACAAGAAACUGCCAACAAAAAACCUAAAGCUGCAUAAAAAAAAAAUAAAAAAAUAAAAAAAUACAAAAAAUUAGUAAAAGAAAAAAUUUAGCAUAUUUCAUUGCCAUUCAUAGAAAUUGUAAGAAAUUGUAAAUAUAGAAGCUAACACUAGACUACAAAGUUAAGUAAAACGAUAGUUCGUCAACUAAUUAUAUGAAAGCCUUUGUAAAAUGUUCUGGGCAUGAAAAUGUUUUAAGCUAAUGAUGUCAAUUGGCUUGUUAAUCAAAUUAACAGGCUAGCAGGAUGAUAUUUUAUUAAAAUCUAAGCAGGACUGGCUUGAAUUACCUAAUAUAUAUAUAUAAAUAUUAUCAUAUAUCUACAAAAAAUGUCUGCAUCAAAAACACACCAAAAAAACUAAAAAAAAUUAUAAUUUUUAUAUAAUAUUUUAUGAUAGCGUGGGAUCGAUCUUAAAAAGUCUUAAUUCCAAAUUGGAUUACCAUAAUUUCGUACGAUUUUAUUUGACUCGGGUAUACAGGAUGCUAUAUCCGAAGUUUCAAUAGAUUAGAGAAGCAACCUUUCGAUAUUCAAAUAUUCUUAACACUUUAAGUUAACUUAACAAAGUGCAAUGCCGCCUUAUACAAUAUUUGUAUAUCUAUGACUAACUUUAGUAAAGUAAUCAAUUGUAUGUACGAUUAUAUAUGUACUAUAUGUGUAUAUGUGUAUGUAUAUAUAUAAAUCUACUUAUACGUACGUACGUUAGCUUGCAACAAGAAUACUCAUACUUAGGAAUUUCGACACCCAAUCCAAAAAGCCAGAUACAGCAAAUCUAAGUCCCCCCAUACACGUGGACACGCUUCAAA
Molecule: messenger RNA, 7252 nt
Organism: Drosophila hydei
Lineage: Eukaryota; Metazoa; Arthropoda; Insecta; Diptera; Drosophilidae
Gene: AdamTS-A
Product: A disintegrin and metalloproteinase with thrombospondin motifs 9
Exons: 18
Coding region: 608-5461 (1617 amino acids)
Biological process (GO): extracellular matrix organization; proteolysis
Cellular component (GO): extracellular matrix
Molecular function (GO): zinc ion binding; metalloendopeptidase activity
Source: RefSeq, a predicted model, not a curated record